GCGGCUACCGGCAGUCGUGUGUUCGCGAGUGCGUCGUAAGAGUUUCCGUUGCGUUGUUGAUUCUGCGACUCGAAACAGUGCAUUCAAACCAACGUGCUUAUGCUCGUCGUCGAUAACACACAUCCUUGUAUACAUUCGUUUACAUAAACAGAAGAGGCAGCUCUCUCGAUUCAAUGGCAAGCGAUUGAGAGCGCGCCUGCGAAGAAAUCGAAAUGGUGGAGCUGAGCGCCGGCAGCAGCGGCCAAAACAGUCAACAGCAGCACCAGUCGCAGCACCAGCCAGCGGUCAAUCCGUUGAGCAUGAUGACGGGCGCGACGUCGUCGUCCUCGACGUCCUCGGCGGCAACAGGCAGCUCCACGUCGUCGGUUUCGAGUAGAACUGGUCUCCUGGAAACGCAGGUCCGCGGGCAGUGGUACCGCGUGCUCGUCUCCUUGGAAGACGACUAUUUGAGCAUUUCGCUCGACGAGAGUUGCGAGGCGGCUGGCAAUGGCCUCAAUGGCAACGUCAACAACAACAAUAUAGACAGUCUGGGCGAUCCCGACGUGCCGGACUCGGUGGCUAAUCAGAAGAGGACCGUGCGAGUUGUCAAGAGCGACAAUAAUGGAUUGGGCAUCUCUAUCAAAGGCGGCAAAGAGAACAAGAUGCCCAUUUUGAUAUCGAAAAUCUUCAAAGGAAUGGCUGCCGAUGCUACGGAGCAAUUAUACGUUGGAGACGCUAUUCUCGCCGUUAACGGUGAAGAUUUGAGGGAAGCGACGCACGAUGAAGCGGUUAAGGCGCUCAAGAGGGCUGGCAAAGUCGUCGAACUUGAAGUGAAGUACUUGAGGGAGGUGACGCCUUACUUCCGCAAGGCUUCGAUUAUCCAGGAGGUCGGUUGGGAGCUGCAGCGCGGCUUCCUGAGCGCGACGCCUCCGCCACCCAAGUCGCCGCCUCGGGCGGACACGCGCUAUCUACCGCUGCAGCUGUGUCGGCUCACCAGGGCACAUGCCUCCUCCGAUCCCGAGGGUCGCAUACUGGAGCUACACUCGCCGGACGGCGUGCACGAGUGCUGGCUGAGGGCGAUGGACGCAGCGGAGGCCAAGGCCUGGUUCAAUGCACUGCACUCGGCACUGGCGGCACUCACCCUCAAGGCGCUCAGGCUCGCCUCGGCACUGUCAGACCCGUCACAUCUGCAACACAUCGGUUGGCUCGCCAGGAAACACUGUUCACAGAACGGGCGAGCAAGCAGCGAGAGCAGCGAGGACGGCGCGGGCAGCAGCGCAAGCACGUCUCAAGGCUACGGAUGCGCCGGCGGUUGGCGAAGCGUCUUUGGCGUCAUUUCCGGCCGGGAACUGAGGCUCUACGAGUGCGCGCCGUGGAGCCCCGAGGCCUGGGCUUCGCCGAGCAUCACCUGCCCGCUCAUCGCUACGAGGCUAGUGUCGGUACCGGCCAAGCAGAGCGAGGCAGCGUCAUCUGGCAACGGCGCGGCAAGUUACGCAUCAACGUUUGCCGUGAGAGUCGGCACACCCGAGGGCGUCGUCACGCAUAGCUUUCAAACGGAGACGAGGCGAGAUCUGGCUGCCUGGGCAAGGGCUAUCGUGCAAGGAUGCCACGCAGCUGCGCACUCGCUCAGGGAGUACACCGUUCGCUGCUUGUGGCAAGGCAAGCCCUGCCAGUUGGUAGUGCACCACGAGGAAGGCUUUGCGCUGUACGCCGCCGGCGCGAGGGCAGUCGCGGGCAGCGGGCUCAGUCCGGGCUCGCUACCAGCGCCGCUCUGGCAUAGGCCUUUCGACAAGCUACGGAUGUCGGCUGACGACGGUGCCAGGUUGCUGUGGCUCGACUUCGUUGGCGAUGACACGGAGAUCGAGUUGGACUUGGAAAGCUGCCCGAAGCCAAUAGUAUUCGUGCUUCACAACUUUUUGUCGGCCAAGAUCCAUCGGCUCGGUCUGAGUACAUAGGGCUACGAGGGGGCCCCACAGGAGGUCCCCGAUUUGCCACCUCACACCACGCGCUCCGUCACCAGUGUCUUUCUGCACUGACCGAUGACUCGAGCGAGAGAUGUCUAUACGACAUUGUGUACAAAAUAACGCUGAACCCCUUUUUUCAACAGCAAGUGCAAAUGAUUAAGAAUCAAGAAGAGGAUCAGGGAGAGAAUGAGGGAGAAAAACGAAAAAAAAAAAAAAAAAACGAAUAAUUUUAUUUUUUUAUUAAUUUAUGCAUACGUUAGUUUUAUCAAAUAGGAUUCAAAUGCUCAUUCCAUUAGUACUAUCGUCAUUGUUAUCACGAUACUCUUAGCAAAUCACUGAAUUCAGUUUUGAUCUUAGUUAUAAGUUUGUAUAUCAAAUUGGCAUGGUGCAGAAUUGUAUAGACUCGAAGCAGCUGUUGAAGAGCCGAGGACUGUACGACAAUAGCACCAAAAGCAAGCAAAAAUGCAAUACGUGUAAAAAAAUAACGGCAACUUUUGUAUAUUCGCCAUACAGUUUCUAAUACGAAUAAUAGCAACACUUAUAACUCAGAUAGCUAAUAAGAGUUGUCGGGGCGAACCUAAUUCUGAAACGAGUAUCCUCGUCUCGUAGAUCGUACGGCAGAGUAAAUCGUAUUUGGAGCAGCAACAAGUGUCUUCGGUUCGAUUAGCCAUCGCUUAUUUUAAUAACAUCGCGUGCGAGAGAGAAAACUUUUGGGUACAAAGUUUUUCAAUAGUUGCGCGCGGAGGACGAACAAAAACAGUAAGAGGGAGAAAAAAGUAUUACGCUCAGGGGGUUAAUUGCUGCAAUAUUUGUAAGUGCUGCAAAAGUUCGGAUGUUGGAAAGGCUGCUUUUCAUAAUUAACGGGCGCUUUCUACUUUGGAGGAUUGCAAAAAGUUUUGCAAACAAGAAAAGCAGGAAAACCCAAGCAUUGUUCUACUUUCUCAAUUGACACAUUUCUUUGAUUAAACUUUAUUAAUUUCAUAGAACGAUGCAAAAGCUCAAUUUUUUUGUUCUCUGGCUCAUUUGUUUUUCCUUCUCGGUCGUAUACUCGAUUAGUUUUGAUUCAAUUCAAUUCGAAACUUGUCUCUCGUGCAACUCUUUUCAGGAGAACAUUAAUUCACUUUUGAGGCAUUGCACGGGAACGUUCAAGUGAUUGCGUUCCGGUGUUUAAAUAUCUGACCAGCAGUGAAGUAGAAAAAAUCUUAUUGAAAAAUCGAUAGUUGGCUAAAUUUGCCGAAUGACGAUAGUAAAGUAGUGCGGCCGUAACUGUCGGCGUAAAAGGCGAACAGAGGUGCGAAAUAAAAUCGAUGGCGCGACGAACAAAAGAAGGAAAAGAGUCCUUGCGGCGCAAAGACAACUCGCAAAAAUUGCUGAAAAGACGCGCGACACGUAAAAAAGAGAAAGACACCGCGCGACAAUAUUACGUGUCAUAGUGGCCUCGUAAAGCGUUGUUCGCAAUUAAAAAUUUACGGCCUCCGCUCACUCCAAACAAAUUCAUAUCUCCCUGCGCUCUCGCAAUAAUUAACGAGGAGCUGUCUUACUAAGUGGGCAUACCAACGCAAGAAAACAGAAAGAAUGUAUAGGUGCAUGAAUAUGAAGUUUCAGCCAAACGAUUUUUAUCGGUCGAGAGAUUAACAAUAAUAAUUAUGCGACAAGUCCACGACUAUAUUCCACUUUGUUUACGACUUAGCUGUUGUAAGAUGUUUCGCUCUGAGCUCGUGUACAUAAACGUUUGCAACUGAAAGGAUACAAGUUGCUUCUGAAGGUUUCUAGAAAUAUCGGUCGACUGUGUAAAUUACGAGCUUCUCAAUUUCACAUAGACAUUUUCAUUCUUAUAUCCAAUCAACUUUGCAUAUCCGAGGACAAACAGGAGGACAACACGCAGGUACUAUUCACUACUAGAUAGUAUUAAUGUAAAUAGCGACAUUUCGACAACAAAUAAAUGAAUAAUAAAUAAAUAAGUAAAUAAAUAAAUUAUGAAAAUGACACACAUCUCGUAACAAGUAAGAAAGUAAACUCUAGUAGGUACAUUAAGAUAAACCAAUUUUUCAAGUGUUAUCGAGGAACGUAUCAAAAUUAAAUGAUAAAACAAUACGAAACAUACGUUGAUAAAAGUUUUUUAUGUACUUUACGAAUGUUUGUUGUUGAUGUUUAAACCACGAUUCAUUUUAUUAAUCAAAAAGGAAGGACAAGAAGAGGACGUCAAGUAGUAGAACAGGAAAACACCUGUUAUUGAUUGUCAACACGAAUUUAUUUCUAGGUCAUUUAUUUCUGGCGAUACUUCCAACCUUUUUAUAAGAUGUAACAUACAAUAAAUAUCUAAACUACUCCGCCCUCCUACGAAGAAGAAAGAAAAAGAACGAAAUAUCAUCGAGAAAUUCUCAUAACCCAUAUCAACUCAUAUCAUCAUCGUCGUGAUCGUAAUCGAGAGCGACACGCGCAUGUCCAGUAAAAAAACUACAAGUAAAAGUGUCUCGCUGUUUCGUAAAUAUGAAGCGAGGCUAAACGAAGUAUGAGUGCGAAUCAUUGUAUUUUUCUAAUGAUUUUGGCCUUUUGCGAGAUAAGAGACAAAAGAAAAUCAUACACGACGUUCAAACGAUUAUACAUAUUAUAAAUAAGUAGCAGAAAAUUAAAUAACGAGAAUGAGAAAGAAGACAUAACGCGUGAGUGACACUAAUAAGUAACGACUGUGUAGACGAAAGCCAGAAGUAUAAAUAUGAAUAUAUAAAUAAAUAUAUAUGUAUACAUUGGAGGGUUCUUGAAUUUCAUUUUGCUAGAUUAUGAGAGUUAAUGUAUCUAAAAGUUACC
Phymastichus coffea is the source of this 4751-nucleotide messenger RNA. It is a transcript of the gene Syn1, whose product is annotated as beta-1-syntrophin. The coding region runs from base 213 to 1934 and encodes 573 amino acids. The record is from RefSeq and is a predicted model, not a curated record. The transcript is spliced from 8 exons. Gene Ontology annotation, cellular component: dystrophin-associated glycoprotein complex; intracellular anatomical structure. NCBI's taxonomy places the organism in Eukaryota, Metazoa, Arthropoda, Insecta, Hymenoptera, Eulophidae. Gene Ontology annotation, molecular function: structural molecule activity; protein binding.